AUGGCCCGGUUCAUCGAAGUUACAGUUCGAGGGCAGGUCCUCGGCAAAAAUGUAUACGACUUCGUAUCGCACCAUGAUCCUCCCACGACAGCCCAAGUCAACCAAGAAUCAAGGGCCGUCGCCUGCCGCAGCGGCAAGCUUGUACCCAUCAGAAACCCCAGAAUGCCCGUCGCCGAGUACCGUGAUCUGGGCAUGAACCCGCGCUUCCGUACUCGAUGGGCCUGGUUUGAUCCAACGCGAGAUACGUUGAGCCUAUCGUUUGACGACUCUUUCAGUCCAACACCAGAUCAUGGCAGGGGAGUCGUUCGCCAUCCCCUAUCUGGGUUCUUCGAAUGUGCCCAAAGCGUCAUAGUCGGCACACGGGUGAUGAAGUACCAGUACAUAUGCCCAGCUCUACUUUGCAAACACCUGUUCGACCCACGGAACUUUCCAUUCCUCAAGUCGGUCGAUUUUGUAACAUCGAAGUAUGAUCUUCCGGAGAGAAGCGAUCACGUGCUCGAGACUCGACUAUUCGGGCCCGGCCGCGUACACCCACGUAUUCUCCACUUGGACGACACUGCCGGCAUCGAGAGUCUAAUGACGAAUUUGGUACAAGGGCAUACUUCGAUUCAUGUCGAUGAACUGGAGCGCUUCGUCACUGCAGCUAUCAGCGAUGAGGAAGCUUCAGCUUGGCGCUACUACAGCGAACAGUUGCGCAGCGCAUGGACCUUCUGGUAUCCUCGUGACCGCUCUUGUGAGAUCGCGCCACCAGAGGAAGAAGAAGAAGAAAAAGAAGAAGAAGAGUCCCACCUAUCGGUCAAGCGGCUCGACAUGAUGUGUUGGAAUAUGCCUACCUUUCGCCGCGUCAUCUUGUUGCGUAGGGCAAGGUACGUGUUGGAGACAAUGCAGCAUGAGACAGCUCAUUAG
Messenger RNA from Anthostomella pinea, 906 nucleotides. NCBI's taxonomy places the organism in Eukaryota, Fungi, Ascomycota, Sordariomycetes, Xylariales, Xylariaceae. The record is from the annotation of a GenBank genome assembly.